AUGACUCUCAGCCCCUGCUCAAACUACACUCCCCAGGACUUUGUGAAGAGGAGUCUUCCUUGGUGGCUGCCCGCUGUGGAGGAGUGGAAAACGGACAUCCUCAGCUCAGCUGCCAUACUGGUUCACUGUAGCAACCCAGAAUGGGGCCAGGAAGAUGAGGAGGAGGAGCCAGGAGGAAGAGCCAUUAUUGUGUUCUUCUUGUCACCCGCAGCCAUCCAGCAACCAGAUGUGGGCGCCCUGGAAAACCAGGCCGUAGAGGACGCCUGCAGGGAUGCAGGCAGCCCAAAGGUGGAGCAGAAUGGUGUCCUCCUGGAUCCAGCAGAUUAUCCAGGGCACUGCGCUUUCCUCGGCAGCCUUCUUGCAGUGCCCAACAACUGGAUGGAAAUAACAGCUGAUUUCCUGAGCGACGCUUUCAGGAAGGUUUUAGCAGAAAUGCAGUGCCUGGACAGUUACGUGUCCCUGGCCAUUGAGGACUACCUGAUCCAUUACCUAAGCCGGCACCGGGGAGAGCUCCGCGGUGCAGGUUCUUUCCCAAAUGCUGCCGUUUUCCUGGCCUGCAGCAUCACCAAAAAGGUCAUCACAAAACUAUGCCACGCCUCCGAAAGGAUCGAUUCUGACUCCCUCCCCGAGCGGGACAGCAGAGGAGUCGAAAUAAUGCACGAGGACUCCCCAAACCAAGAAACCCGCAUUUAUGAUGUCUUCAGAGCGUGGGGCCCCGUGGCCUAUGAAGGAGCAUUGGUGACAGCCUCUGAAGUGGUGGAGGUCAUAGAGGAAGUGCUCGAGGAGUUUUCAGCUUUCCUCGAGCACAGGAUACCUGUCAGCUCAGACCUGUCUUUCGGGGACUGUAGGCGGAACCAGCCAGAGCCACGCAGGUCCCCUCCCCACUACUCACGGCGUCCGUUCCCCUUCCAGGAGGUCAGGGUGCCCAUCUACACUCUUGAGGCCCACGCGGAAAAAGUGGCCAUCGCACUCCUGCAAAUGAUGAAGCGGUCAUUCGACCAGAUGAUGACAUCUGCUGCCAUCCGGCAAAGCCUAUUCUUUGAAAGCCAACUGAUAGAUCUGAUCCUAGCAAACUUCCGACCCUUCGAAGACCUUUGGGACAUGCUGCGGCAGAUACAGCCAAGCCCUCCUUCUGCUGCAGCAGACAUCGGAGAGUGGCAGGGGACACCUCCCGGGGAAGAUGGGCCAAGAGCGUUCAGUGCGCAGGGGAGUGAAGAUGCGGCAGCAGCAGGAGAAGCAUCACCCAGUGAGCCAGCUCCUCCCCUCGGGGACGUGGAUGGACGUGCUGCUCCCACGCCGCUGGAGGAAAUUCUUCUCUACUCUACCCCCAGCGUCAGUCUCGACGAGACAUCUUCAGUUAUCAGCAUGUCACCUACUCUUGACUCCGAAGAUGCGUUCUGGGUUCAGGAAAGCAUCCGCCAAGUCAGGAAGGGGCUGAGUAACAUCAUUGUUGGGCAAAGUAAGAACAGGAAUCUCAGUCACGGGCAAAUUCCUGCCUUCCACUCCCCUAGCCCGUUCAUGGAUAGCGGCCAGAUCUGCGCACAUGUGACAAGGAAGGCCACGCCAGCCUGGCUCUUCUUCCCAGGCUGCUGGGACCCAUCGUAG
Eublepharis macularius is the source of this 1605-nucleotide messenger RNA. RefSeq lists its product as uncharacterized. Lineage: Eukaryota; Metazoa; Chordata; Lepidosauria; Squamata; Eublepharidae. The record is from RefSeq and is a predicted model, not a curated record. Bases 1 to 1605 code for a protein of 534 amino acids. The transcript is spliced from 8 exons.